This is a messenger RNA of Musa acuminata subsp. malaccensis (wild Malaysian banana), 1142 nucleotides long. RefSeq names its product F-box/LRR-repeat protein At3g48880. The record is from RefSeq and is a predicted model, not a curated record. Lineage: Eukaryota; Viridiplantae; Streptophyta; Magnoliopsida; Zingiberales; Musaceae.
ACUGUUUGGUGAGCGUCCCUCUUCGGUCCUUAAUUGGACCGGGUUUACCCAAUAAAUUGGAGUCCAUUCAAUUGAAAGCUUCGCUGGCCCUCAUGCAAUCAGUUCAAGCUCCUCCUCUUGAAUGAUUGGUGGCAGGGGACGAAACGUAGACGGUUCUUGACAUGGACGAGCAGAGGAGGUGGGAGGAGAUGCCGGUGGACUGCUUGGUUGCCGUCUUCCGGCGGCUCGGCCUGGACGACCUCUCCGUCGCGGUGCCCUUCGUCUGCAAGUCCUGGCUCCGAGCUUCCAUGGAUCCCGGAUGCUGGAAGGUGCUCAACUUUCAUCACCUCGACUUCCUCCCCUGGAGCAGCUUCGCCAGGCGGUUCAUGGCGCGGCACGCCCUGCGCAGCUUCUCCUUCUCGGGAUUCAUGAAGGUGGCAGUCGCCCGGAGCCACGGAUCCGCGGUGGAGCUCAGGUUUCCUCCCGUGUUCGGCGCAUCUCUUCAAGACCUGGUUUAUGCUUCGAUCAAGUGUCCAAGAUUAAGGAUUCUUUCUUUGCCUGAUCUUACGUUGGCGGAUGAAGCCCACAUCCCGGAGAUGGUGGGCAAGUGGAAGGACCUCGAACGGCUCGAGAUGGGAACAAAGCCAUCGACUUUCUCGACGAUGGUCUCCGAGAUCAGCCGCAACUGCGGCAACUUCACAGCGCUCAGGGUAUCUGGAUCGAUCAAGAAGGAAGACGCAUGGGCGGUGGUGAACUCUCUUCCGGAGCUCAAACAUCUGGAGCUGAGCAAGUCGUAUCUGACCAAGGCGGAGCUGAUGGUCAUCAUGAACGGGUGCAGGAAGCUGGAGAGGUUGAGCGUCAGAAACUGCCUCGGUUUCGAGGCCGACGAGGAGGUGCUGAGAACGGGAUCGGGCAUCAAAGCCUUUGAGCACGAGGGUUCAAAGCUUCUUGAUGACAGUGGUUAUGAGACCGAUGAGCCCGAUUACCAUGAUUACUUCCUUCUGCCUCACUGCUCCUGUCACAUAUGAAAAAGGCCAUCAGAAACAUCUGCCAAAGGAAGACCGAUGGCAGAUUUCUUGAGCUCUCGUCUUGCUUUUGCUCCAAGUUCUCGUUUCUUGUUCCUCGAUUUGCAUGUUUAUUGUGAUUGUUAUUUGUUUUCUUUG